AUGAAGAAAGAUGGGGCAGAUUUCAACAAACUGACACCCAAAGAAAUGAACAACUUUCGUCUUAUGACGCAGCUGAUAGAGCUAAAGAAACACAAGAAGGCAUUCAAAAUAUGCGAACAGAUACUGAAGAAAUAUCCAAAAAAUGGAGAAACGUUAGCAGUAAAGGGUUAUUUACUGAACUUGAUGGACGAGAAAAAUAAGGAAGAGGCUUUUAAACUUAUAAAAGAAGGAAUAAUAAAUAAUAUAUCCAGUGGUUUUUGCUGGUAUUUAUAUGGAUGUUUAUACAAAAUUUAUAAAAAUUAUGAUGAAGCUUUGAAGUGUUACUUGAAAUCUAUCAAGAUUAAUCGAUAUGAUUAUAAAGCUUUAAAAGAGGCAUGUAUACUUUUACUAUAUUUAAAAAAGUAUGAACAAUUUAAGGACCUGCGGGAAGAUAUGUAUAAAGAUACCAUCAGAGGGGUAAGAGAUAAAGCCAUUUUAAUUUUCUCCUAUCACCUUAUCGAAAAAUAUGAAAAAUGUUUUUUUUUAAUAAAUCAAAUGGAAGAGGAUUUGAGAGCCAAGACAAAUUCUACUGAUCCAGUAAGGGGGAAUGAUUUAUCAACUAGUGAAAAACAUGAUCUUUUAGUAUACAUGGCUGAAAUACUGUUAGAAGGGAAGAUGUACAAAGCGUGUAUGAACUUUCUAAAGACACAUGAAAAAGAACUGUAUGACAAGUUCUGGUAUAACAAAAUGGUUGGCUUGGUACACCUUUUUGAAGAUAAUUUUGUGGAGGCAAAUUUAUUUUUUAAAAGGGCGUUCGAGAUGAAUUAUGAAAAUCUGAAUGUACUUUUGUUAAUUUUAUUUACAGAAAGGAACUACAAGUUAGGUGGAAGUGGAAGUGGCAGUAGCAGUGGCAAUAGCAGUGGUAGUGCCAUUCCUUCAGGUGUGAAAGUUGAACAUGACAACGUGGAAGAGUCUAAAAAGGUAGAGCCUGAGCAAGGGAUGGAUAGUGAGAAAAAGAUCAAGACGUUGUCUAGCCUGUUCUAUUUAGACUAUAAAGAUGAACACACAAUGGAUGAAAAGGUAAAUAUUAAGGAGAGUGUUAAAAUACUUUUACACGAAUUUAUUUUAGAUAUUUAUGGAUCGAAUAGAAAUUUAAAGCUACUCUCCAAGAAGGAGAAAAAUAUUUUGAAUGAUUAUGUAUGCCAUAAUUUGGAAAUGAAAAAAUAUGACAUUUACACAAUUUCAGAAUUUAACAAUUUUGUGAAUAUAAAUUUAGUAGAUGAAGCAAAAUUUAAAGAAAAUUUACAUAUAUCAAAUGUAAAUGAAUUCAUUGAUUCUUUAAGGGAAAGUAUUAAAAAAGAAGUGAAUGAAAUUUCGAAUAUAGAUGUGUACUCAUAUACCAACAUUCACUGGUCAGAAAAAUUGGGAGUAGACUUACUAUACUGUCAUAAAAAAAAAUUUGAAAAAUGUAUGGAUAAGAUUCAUUUUUAUAAAAUAAAGAAUUUAAAUGAUGAAGAGGAAAAUUAUUUCGAAAAUUAUUUUAAAGAUUUACAAAAAGUGUAUAAAAGUUCAAAUUUAUUGAAAAUAUUUCCCCUCUAUUUUUAUAAUGAAAAAAAAUUUUCAUUUCAUGUACAAAUAUUACUACGUAGUUUAUGUUUUCAGAAAUGUUUAACUGUCUUUAGUUAUUUUAAGCCAUUUUUUACAUAUAAAAAUAUUAAAAUAAUUCUUUUUUUGCUUCAUAAAUAUAUUGAAAAUUAUGACAAGUCCAAGGAUAUAUCCCCCAUUAAGUGUGGAGAAAUGAUUGAUGGUAACUAUAUCUGCGCAUAUUUUGAAACAGGAGAGCAGUUAGGUCAGAUGGUUGAAAAAGUUGGAGAACACCGUCGUGAAGAUACUAUCGAAAAGCGGGAGUUUUUGUCUGACCAGGAUCAUAAAAACCUUACGUAUGAGAAAACAAGAAAUGUGGAAAUUACUAAUGUGCACGAUAAUGAUAAUCUGGAAUGUGUGAAUGACAUGUCCCUUGAAAAAAAAAUGAAUAGUGGUACGAAUGAGACACAGCAAUUGAGAAAUGAAAAGCUAGUGGAUCGAUUCUUAGAAGAAUCGGAUGAAAUAAAAAGUAUUGUGGGAAUGGCAUCUCACAUGGGAAGAGGAGGCAAAGAAGAAGAAGAAUCGAAAAAGAAGAAUGAAAACAAAAGCAAUAUCAGAAUUAGUAAAAAAAACAAUGAGAAUAAGGAAGAAAAAAAAGAAAUAAAACUUGAUUUAAAAAAUAUGAUUCUGACAGAUGAGGAAAAAAAAGAAUAUUUCAUGUUAUGCAUUCAUUCGUUUAUUAGUCAGUUAUAUGAUUACAUAAAUUGCGCAAAUGAAUCGCUAGCCCUUAUUGAAAAUAGCUUGAACAGAAUCACCUUCAAAAUUAAUGAAUGUGUUAAACACGAAUUGAUUUUUAUAAAAGGAUUAAUUUAUAAACGAAAUGGAAAUUAUUUAGAUGCAUACAGAUACCUGGAAAAGUGUAGAAUCGCGAAUAUAGGGGAUAGGUUUAUUAACUCGAAAACAAUUAAAACUUGUUUGAAAUGUGGAUUGAUAAAGGAUGCAAAAAAAAUGGCUUCUAUAUUUACUAACCCUCUGGACAACAAUUUUAUGAAAAAUAUAAAUGAAACGCAAUCCUUUUGGUUGGAAUACAGCAUUUCUAUGAGUUAUUUUAAUAAUCAUCCAAAUAUACACCUGGGAAGGUUCCUCAGCUUGGGAUUUGACAGUUUGUAUGACUUUGGAGAUGAGGAGCAGGGGAGUGACAUAGAAGGUACAAGUAGGAUAAAUGGCAUAGGAGGUAUAAGUGGGACGAGUGGGACAAGUGACAUAGGAGGUAUAAGUGGGAUAAACGGGAGAAGCGUUACUGAUGUGGAAAACCUACAAAAGAGUCCCAAUGUGGGGAAGGGUGAACACAAGAAUGACAAAAAAAUCAACGGAAAGCAAAAACUAAACUUACGGAAAAGUAUCCUAGUGGAUAAUGAUAUGCUGGGACGAAAUGAAUUUAAUGACUACAGCAGAGGGUUACAUUAUUUGCAUAUGGGACAUAAGCAAUUUAUGGAUAUCCAUGAAGACCAAAUAUGCUUUUAUUAUUACACCAUAAGAAAAGUACUAUAUAGAUCAUAUAAGCAUUUAUUACAUAUGACAAGUGAAAUAUUUUCAAGCAGAUUUUAUAGAAAAUUUGGAAAAAGUUUAAUUAAAACUUUAUUAUACAUGCACGAUUUUGGAUUAUUAUACAAAAAUGAUUUAAAUAAAAAUAGCAAAAAAAAAAACAAACCAACUGCUACUAAUCAGGAAGAAAGUGAUAUUUAUGAACAUAUAAAAAAUGACCCAAUAGAUAAUGCUAUGAUAUAUAUGAAAACGUUUUUAUCGCAACCGAAUGUUGACCUUUCUCUGUACAAGUUGAAAUAUGAUAUUGAGUGCAGGUCACCAGUCCCUUUUGAUAGGAUGACUGAAGAGUUAAGAAAAGAAAUCACAACAAAGUUAAACGAACUUUUGGGAUUAAAUCAUUCGACAUACAAUGAUGAGUUGUUAAAAGAUGUUCGAAAAAAAUAUAUGCAAGACUUUAUAAUUUUUGGUAACGAGUAUAAAAAAGGUGACUUGCGAUAUUACCAAUCAGCCCUAGAAAUGUACUUGGACUGUAACGAAAAAAUAGAAGAAAAUCUUUUGGAAAGGUUUAACAUUGACCCACAAAAAAAUAAAUUAACAAGAUGUUUUAAAUUUCUCCGAUUUUUAUACAAAAGACAAGAGAAAUGUUCACAGUUAGUUGACCUCUUAAGCCAUUUUAAGAUCUGCUGCAGAAAAGUAUUCCCACUGGCUACAGCUUUCCAAUAA
Plasmodium gonderi is the source of this 3831-nucleotide messenger RNA. RefSeq lists its product as hypothetical. Lineage: Eukaryota; Apicomplexa; Aconoidasida; Haemosporida; Plasmodiidae. Gene Ontology annotation, cellular component: cytoplasm. The coding region runs from base 1 to 3831 and encodes 1276 amino acids. Gene Ontology annotation, biological process: N-terminal peptidyl-methionine acetylation. The transcript is spliced from 4 exons. Gene Ontology annotation, molecular function: protein-N-terminal amino-acid acetyltransferase activity; protein binding. The record is from RefSeq and is a predicted model, not a curated record.